Molecule: messenger RNA, 1985 nt
Organism: Pseudoliparis swirei
Lineage: Eukaryota; Metazoa; Chordata; Actinopteri; Perciformes; Liparidae
Gene: bbs12
Product: Bardet-Biedl syndrome 12
Exons: 2
Coding region: 76-1863 (595 amino acids)
Biological process (GO): chaperone-mediated protein complex assembly; photoreceptor cell maintenance
Molecular function (GO): ATP binding
Source: RefSeq, a predicted model, not a curated record
CUUUCGAGCAGACGUAGCUUGGCAGUGGGCAUCGAUAGCUGCGCUAUAAAACAUUAUUAAAUAAGGCACCUCGUAAUGCUGACGAGUACCGUGAUAAACCACCGGCGACAUGUCGGACUGCAGAAGCUCUCGGCGCUGGCGGCAAUCACACACUCGUCUCUGGGCCCCAACAAAAAGUUCAAGUUCAUCCGAGACGAAGCGAGCGGGGAGUCGGCGCUGGCGUGCUCGUGCGUCCGCGUCCUGGAGAACCUGGAGCUGACCUGCGGGGUCGGCCGGCUGGUCCAGGAGACGGUGCGAGCCCACCAGGAGGUCUACCGCACGGGGGCCGGCAGCCUGCUGUUCCUCGCCGGCGCGUGGAGCCGCGCCGCCCUGGAGUGCCUCCGGAGGGGCGUCUCGGUGACUCGCGUCGUCUCGGCGAUGUCCGAAGGGAUGGAGGCGUGCUCGGACGUGUGCGGGGAGUGCGGCGUGUCGACCGAGGGCCUCGGCGCGGCGUCUCCGGGGCUCCGCCCGCCGGAGAAACCCGCCGUCCCGCGAGGAGCCGGCGGUGGCGAGACUCUAAACGCCGCCGGGCGAAGGAAAGUGAAGCUCAGCAGACAUUCCUACGACGCCGUCGACGUGGCUCCGCCUCCCCGGCCCGAGCGCCCCGACGUCGCGCACCUCGCCGCCGGGCUGAGUCACGGUUGCGUCGACGCCAUGAAUUUAGUCGUCGAGGCCGUCCGGAUGCAGGCGGAGGUCGGCCCGCGAGGCGCCGGCGGCCGCGCCGCGUUCGACGUCGCUAACGUGGCGACGUGCGCGCUGCCCGGCUUACCGGAGGAUCGCGCGUGCGUCUUACCGGGCUGCGUCGUCCUCGUCUCUGACGACCGGGCUGCGGUCGCACGCCACUUGAAGGGCCGCCGCCUGAAGGUGGCCCUGAUCACCGGGGAUUUAUCGCCCGCCUAUCGCCACCUCGGCUUCCAGCGGCCGAGGGGCGAGCGGCGCGUGCGCGACGGCGCGCGCCUCGCGUCCGGCGCGAGCGACGAGGAGGCGUGGCUGGAGGAGACGGAGAGGCGCCUGCUGGACCUGGAGGUGGACCUGGUGGUCGUGGGCGGGCUCGCCGACGAGCGGGCCGUCCGCCGCUGCUGCCGCCGCCGCAUCCUGGUGGUGGACGGGGCGAAGGCCGCCGUCUCGAAGGCCCUGGCGAGCGCCACGGGCGCCGUCCCGGUGGCCUACGCCGCGCAGCUGACUCGGCGCUGCGUCGGCGUCGGCGCCGAGGCCGCGGUGUGGCGGGAGGGGCGGGCCUCGACCGCCGUGAACAUCUCCGCGGGCGCGCUGGUCACCGCCGUCCUCACGAGCCACGUGGACGCCAAGCUGCAGGCCCUGGAGGACCGCUUCUGGGCGUGCGCGUAUCGCCUGCACCACGCGCUGGACGGCGGCGUCGUCCUGCCCGGCGCCGGAGUCACGGAAAUGCUCUGCGUUCGUCGGCUCGAAAAGGAGGCGGAGCUCUGCGACGAGUCGGCGGCCGACCCGUACCGGGGUCUGGUGCUGCGCCUCAUGGCGGACGGGUUCGUCGAUUACGUCGCCACCGUGAUGGUCAACACGGGGACGUUUUCAAAGGCCGGCGCCCGGACCGCGCUGAGCCGGCGACUUAAGGCGUGCGCGGGAAGUCCGGGCGCCGCGGCGCACUUCUCGCGGCUUUUCUCGGAGGACGGGGAAGCUCGCGACGCCCCGGCGGCGCGCGUCUACGACGGUCUGACCGUGAAGCGGGAAGCGUGGCGGAGGGCCCUGGACCUGGUCCUUCUGGUCCUGCAGACGGACGCCGAGGUCAUCACGGGCGUCGACCCCGAGGCCGUCGGCGGCGCCGAGGGAAACCUGAUGCUGCUGUGACCUCCGCGCAACAUCUGGAACGUUUUGACUGGACGCAAGUUUCCCAAAAAGUUAAUUCGGACUUCUCACGCAUUCAAGAUAUGUGGCACCAAGUUAAAAGAGAAUAAAGUGUUUGUAUUGUU